GUCUUUCAGGGGAUGAACAAUCAAUAUAUCCGUCGGGAAGUCUUCUGCUGUGAAACUUGUCAUGAGCUCAAAAGCUUCUGGGAAAAUGAAAUUAGCAAACAGACUUGUUACAGGGAACUGGAGGAAGAUCGUCAGGGAAAGAGCGCCCUGAGAAAGCUCAGAGAAGAAUGGAAACAGAGACUGGAGAAAAGGCUGCAGAUGCUGGACAAUCCUGAUGAGAAGAAAAAGCAGGCAAGCACAGUGGGCUGA
This is a messenger RNA of Zalophus californianus (California sea lion), 249 nucleotides long. RefSeq names its product protein FAM240B-like. Lineage: Eukaryota; Metazoa; Chordata; Mammalia; Carnivora; Otariidae. The transcript has 2 exons. The record is from RefSeq and is a predicted model, not a curated record. Bases 13 to 249 code for a protein of 78 amino acids.